Messenger RNA from Trifolium pratense (red clover), 570 nucleotides. RefSeq lists its product as uncharacterized. The transcript has a single exon. Gene Ontology annotation, molecular function: RNA-DNA hybrid ribonuclease activity; nucleic acid binding. The coding region runs from base 1 to 570 and encodes 189 amino acids. Gene Ontology annotation, cellular component: cytochrome b6f complex. The record is from RefSeq and is a predicted model, not a curated record. NCBI's taxonomy places the organism in Eukaryota, Viridiplantae, Streptophyta, Magnoliopsida, Fabales, Fabaceae.
AUGAUUGCCACCCUCACCUCUUGUUUUUCAUCCCGCUCAACAACCACUUCGGAAGAGAUCCAUGUUAAAUGGAACAACAGUAACUACUCCGGUGUUAUCCUCAAUGUUGACGGAAGUUGCCUCGGAUCACCUGUUAGAGCCGGCUAUGGAGGAGUUAUCAGAAAUGACUCAGGCUACUAUUUGUCAGGCUUCUCGGGUUUCAUUCAGGGAUCCUCAGACAUUCUACUCGCAGAGUUAUUUGCCAUCUAUCAGGGCCUCACUUUGGCGAAAAAUAUGGCUAUUGAUGAGUUAGUUUGCUACUCCGAUUCUCUCCACUGCAUCAACCUCCUUAAAGGUCCCAAUAUCAAAUAUCAUGUUUAUGCUGUGUUGAUUCAAGACAUCAAAGAGUUGAUAUCUCAAAGGAACAUUACCCUUUGCCACACACUCAGAGAGGGAAACAAUUGUGCGGAUUUCUUAGCCAAGCUUGGAGCCUCUUCAGAUUCUGAUCUCACGAUUCAUGCGUCCCCCCCAGAAGGUUUCUUUGACAUUCUUCGAAGCGACGCGACUGGAACUUUCUACCUUAGAGAAUAG